UGCAAGCACCGCCCACCGGACGUGCCCCGAGGGCCACAGGCUGGAAAACCUGCCAAGUGUGCACCGCCAUGUUCGUGCUUCAACGCCUCGGGGUCCUGUGGCAGCCGGAUUCCUCCAACAGGAGUAGAGGUGGAUCGCCUUUCCUCUGCCUCCUAUUCAGAUAACCUCAAACACCAACAGAUGAUAACAGCUAUGGUCCCCAGAGUCUCGGGCAUUUGACCACUUGGUCCCCAGUUGGUGGUGCUGUUUGUGGAAGCUUAGCAAGUGUGGCCUUGUGAAGAAGGUAUAUCAUUGAGGAUAGGCUUUGAGAUAAAAAGCCUCACCUACAGUACAGCUAGUUUGUUCUUCAUGUUUGCGGUACAAGAUGUCCAGAUGUGAGCUCAGCUUUCCUCCAGCUGCCAUGCCUGCCUCUGCUCCAUCAUGGACUCUCCCUCUGGAGCCAUAAGCCCAACACCUUGUAAAUGCUGAAUAGAAGCUUUAUCACAUGUCCAAGCCCUGAAGUGGACUUCAAGUCAGGUGUUCCAUGCGGCAUCAGCUUCCCUCCCUACACCAAACGUUACUGAUUAAUUAAGCAUUGUUGUAUGUUGGGCCCAGAAUCCUUGUCACAUUACUCCAAGCAGUGACUUCUAACCAGUGGGAUCGACACAGGAGAUGCAACUUCUCUUCACCUCUUGACAAGUAAGGUUUGGAAGAAGUGGCCUGUGAUGACCCUGAAUUCUUACUUUUUUGAGGAUGAGAAAGAAGAAAAUUCCAAACCCAUUGGUCGUUACCCGGUUCCCUAUAAGAAGGACCUGCCCUUUGACAUUGUAGAGCUCAUGGAAGAGAUGAAAAGAACGACAGGAUUUUUACCAAAUGUGUUUAAAGUGUUGUCUUACCGGCCUUCGGAAUUCAGAGCUUUCUUUGCUUACUACAAUGCCAUCUAUAAUAAAGAAACAGGUCAGCUCAGCAAAGCUGACAAGGAACUCAUCAUUGUAGUGACCAGCCUGGGUGAAAGGUGCCUGUACAGCGUUGUUGUCCACAGUGCCCUAUACAGGGUCUACUCGAAGAACCCAGGACUCUCUGACCAGGUCUGUAUAAACUGGAAAAAGUCUGACCUCCCUGCUAGAGAAAAAGCAAUGGUAGAGUUUGCACUUGCUGUCUCCCAAGCUGAUGACAUAACAGAUGACCAUUUCAAAAAGCUGGAAAUGCAUGGCUUCAAUAGAGAAGAUGCCUGGGACAUAGCUACCAUUACAGCUUUCUAUGCUAUGGCCAACCGCCUUGUUCAUUUUAUCGACAUCAUUCCUAACAAGGGAUACUAUUCAUUGGGUAGAAACAGUGAAACUAAACAGAUAGAGAGUGAACUUACUGCUCCGAAAGUAUGAAAGCCUGACAGGAAAGGCCGGUAUUUAUCAUUUCAGUUAUGUUGCAUUAGAAGACAUCAGUUGGAUAGCAAUUCACAAUAAAUACAAAAACAUCUAGUUAUUGGUUAGAGAAAAAAAAUGUUCUCCACCUGCCUGAUAAAGUCCCUGACUUUAUCAUGUCCCAGGGACAUGUGAUACUUGGGACUUGGGGACACAGUUCAGAAAACCUUUGUUGAUUAUUUACUUCCAUUAAGAUCCAAAAAGACUAUAAGGCAAAGGGGUUCCGAUGAUGCUUUAAAUAUAAGUAGACAUCUAAUUGAAUUUUGGCUACUAAAGUUGAAAAUUUUUUAGCUUUCCAAAAGGUAUUACCUAGAAAUUGGUCAAUAUAGACUGAUUUGAAGUCAACUACUUAUUAACAUGGUUGUAUGUACAGACUCUCAAAUGUAGGGUCGACAGGAACAUGCACAGAUAAAUUUUAUUUCUAUUUUUAGUGCCCUCUUAAUUUUUUUAACUGAUGUUAUAGAAUCUUAGUCUUAUGUAAUAUGCUCUUAUUUUAGGUUUUAUUAAAAAAAAUUUGGAAUAAAACAGUAUUCACAUACUAAAUACAAACGUUUAAAAAACUAGGCAUUACUAAAUUACUUAUUCUCUGUAUUACCAUUAUUGCCUUAAAUUUGUAUCAGUGCACACUUGUUUUGUCUUCUCUACAGUACUAGCUAGGGGUUAAAGUCAGGGCUUCAC
Messenger RNA from Peromyscus eremicus (cactus mouse), 2078 nucleotides. RefSeq lists its product as uncharacterized. NCBI's taxonomy places the organism in Eukaryota, Metazoa, Chordata, Mammalia, Rodentia, Cricetidae. The record is from RefSeq and is a predicted model, not a curated record. The transcript has 7 exons. The coding region runs from base 705 to 1361 and encodes 218 amino acids.